AUGUUCUACUUAUUUUCAUUUUUUCUUUUCUUAAUGUUUUCUUUCUGUCCUUUUUCUCUUCAAUCUCUUUUUCUCUUUUCUUUAUGCUUUUUUCCUUUUUUGCCGAUUUCUCUUUUUUUCUCUUUUUUCUUCAUUUUUUUUUUCGCUUAUUAUUUUUUUUCAUUUUUCAAAAUUCCUUCUUUUUCGUUUCAAUCUCUUGUCUACGUUUUUUUAAAUUUCUGUUCCAUUCACAUUCUUUUUCAUUUUGUUUAUUGCUUUUACUUUUCAAUUCAUUUUUUUCUAUUUUGUUCUUUUUCUUUCCUUUUUAUUCUUUUUCUUUCGUUCUUUUUUGUUCCAUUCUCUUUAAUUUCUUCUUAUUAUUCUUUUACGUUUAUUUAUAAUCCACAACCUUCUUUCUCUUUGUUUUCAUUCUAUUUUUCAUUGUUCUGUUUUUAUUCGGUUCCCCCUCAUUCUUUUUAUUCUAUUUCCAUAUCUCAACUUUAUUCUCUUUCUUUUGUCCUUUUUUCUGUCCCCCUCUCUUGUCUUUUAUUCUAUGUCCAUCUCUCUGCUUUAAUUUAUUCUUUUUCUUUUGUCCUUUUUCUCUUCUCCCUCUUUCUUUUUAUUCUAUUACCUUCUCUCACCUUCGUUUCAUAUUUCUUUUUCUUCUCUUCCUUCAGUUUGAUUUUCUUUCUUUUUAUUCUUUUUUUAUUUUGCAUAUUUACUUCCUUCUCCUUCUUUCUUUCUUUCUUUCUUUCUUUCUUUCUUUCUUUCUUUCUUUCUCUUUCUACUUAUUUUCUUACUUUCUUUUUUGUAUAUUUCAUGUUCUUUUCGUUUUUGUCUUUUUCAUUUAUAAUCUUUAUUUCUUCCUCUUUUUCUUUUUUCCUUUCUUUUAUUAUUUUGUAUUUUAUCAUUUGCGAUUCCUUUUCUUCAUUUCCUUCUCUUGCGCUAUGCUAA
Acanthosepion pharaonis is the source of this 933-nucleotide messenger RNA. The record is from the annotation of a GenBank genome assembly. NCBI's taxonomy places the organism in Eukaryota, Metazoa, Mollusca, Cephalopoda, Sepiida, Sepiidae.